AUGACGACCACGGAUCUGGAUGUGUUCAUGGAGAACUUGGAGCAGUUACUUUACGAUGACAGUAAUAAAUUGAUUAGCAGCAAUGAAUUAAUCAAAGCAAAAAAGCCUGAAAUCGAAUUGCUUUAUAAGAUGCUCGAGGACCUGAUUGGAUCCGGUCUUAACAACACGAACACCGAAGAAGAACAACUCCAUGAGGCCGAGGAUAUGGAAAACUGGAAACGGAGACUUAUAAAUGGGUUACACGAGGCUGAAAAUGCCAUUGAUAAGUUCAUCUACUCUGCCUACCUCAAGGAGAUUGACGAUGUUCAAAAAUCGAAAAGAUUCGAUGGGUUAGUGGGAAAAAACUUCAUAUCCUCUGCCCUCCUCAAGAUCAAUAAGAUCUUUACUGUUAAGGGUCAAUCUAAUUCUAAUUUCCUUGAUUGCUCCCUUAACCUUACGCAUGUUAUGAAAGACCUGAAGUCUAUCAGACAUGAGUUGAGUUGUAAAAUCAGGAAGAUUCAGAAGGGAAACUCCGUCAAGAAUAAUAAUAUCCAGCACCAGCACCUUCUGGAGUCUCAAAGUGCAACCCGACAUGUUCCUGAAGCUUCGUCCAGCAAAACUACAGCAAGAGUGGGCCAGAGUGCAACAGAAAGUGAACAAGUCAUUGUGGGCUUUGAUGAAGAUGCAUUGUUAAUAAUGGAGAGGCUUGCUGGAGACCGAAAGCAGUUAGACAUCAUCUCGAUUGUAGGCAUGGGUGGACUAGGUAAGACUACUUUGGCUACGAAAGUAUACAAUGAUGAGUAUGUUGAGUAUUAUUUUGAUGUACGUGGGUGGGUUACUGUUUCUGAAGAAUAUGCAACGCGAGAUGUGUUAAUAGGAAUAUUGGCAUCAAUAGGCAAAUCCGUUCAUGAAGAUACCACUGAAGGAAAAGUUUGUGAAAUGGUGUACAGGAGCCUAAAGGGUAGAAAAUAUUUGAUUGUCCUUGAUGAUAUAUGGAGUUCCAAGGCUUGGGAUGAUCUGAGACUAUAUUUUCCAGAUGAUAAUACUGGUAGUAGAGUUCUUCUAACCACUCGCCUUGCAGAAGUCGCUUCGCAUGCAACUACAAACCCAGGAGGUUUGACUCACAACCUACAGUAUUUAUCUCAAGACAAAAGCUGGGAGUUGUUGCGUAUCAGGACUUUUAGGGGAUAUGAAUGCCCUAGAAAUUUGAUCGACACAGGGAAGCGUAUAGCUGCAAUGUGCAAAGGAUUGCCACUUGCAUUAGUUGUGAUAGCAGGACUUCUUGAGAAGGCAAAGAAGAACGAAGAUCUGUGGGAUAGAGUUGCAAGGAAUGUGAGUUCAUACAUUAUUGAUGACCCCAAUGGUUGCUUAGAUACCCUAGCUCUGAGUUAUGAUCAUCUACCUCGUCAUUUGAAAAACUGCUUUCUUUAUGUCGGCGGGUUUCCGGAGGACAAUGAAAUCCAAGUACAGAGACUGAUCCGCCUAUGGAUGGCUGAAGGGUUUAUUAAAGAAACAGCUGAAAGUGGGUUUGAGGAACAAGCUGAAGAUUACCUAACGGAUCUUGUUGAUAGAAAUCUGUUGAUUGUUGUCAAUAGAAGGUCUGAUGGUGGAAUCAAAUCAUGUCGUCUGCAUGAUCUUUUGAGGGAGCUAUGCUUGAUAAAAGCUGCUGAAGAGAAGUUCUACUACAAACUAGGUAUGCCAGAUCGAUCUAGUAGAGAGAAGCAACAGCGUCUCUUCACAGAUUAUAAACUUCUAUCUGAGAUUUAUUCACAUGGUUCUAUUGCACCCACAAGAUCAGUUUUGUGUUUUCCUAGCAUUCGAGCAUUGGAUUAUGUGAGUAGAAGAUGGGUUCCUUCGUUUUUGCUUCUUAGGGUGUUGGAUCUGCUAAAUAUUAGAAUGUCUGAUUUCAGCGACAUACCAAUACUAAUUCAUUUACGUUACUUAGCAGUUUGGUUAAGCUACUGUGAGGUCUCAUUCUCGGAGGCCACUCUCUUGAGGCUUCAAACUCUCAUUGUUAAAGGAAAGUAUCAAGAUUCAUUGUAUUCACCAUGUAAUAUGGGUAAUAUGACGAAUCUGAGGUAUUUAUGGAGUGAAAGGGUCAUCGCUCUGGUUUCCCAUGAAAGGUAUCCUGUAUUAUUCAACCUGCAUACCAUUUCCAGGCUCGGUUUAGGUGAUGGAGAUCAAACUUUGCUGCAAUCUUUUCCCAAUAUCAAGAAGCUUGGAUGUUCUGUUUCUCACACAAUCUUUAACUUUGCCUUGUUAUCUCAUCUUGAAUCUUUGAAUGUGAAGCCGUUUUUAGAUAGCCCAUACCUUCGAGUGAAUCAGUUUGUGUUGCCAAAAACCUUGAAAAAGCUGACCUUAAUGGGGUUACAUAUGCCUUGGGGUUGGAUAUCAACAAUUCAACAGCUACCCAAACUUGAGGUUCUCAAAUUACUAGACUCUUCAUUCGUGGGAAACGUGUGGGAUACUGGUGAUGAGGAGUUUCACCAACUAAAAUUCCUAAAGUUACAGGGGCUGGACAUGGUAAUGUGGAAAGUCUCUACCUUCAACUUCCCCCAGCUCAGGAAACUGGAGGUGAGAAGUUGCAAUAAUCUUAGGGGAAUCCCACUAGAAAUAGGAAACAUCUCCACACUCGAGCAUAUCGAGAUUUCUGACCCGAAUUUUGCACUGCUUAAGUCUGUUAAUAAAAUUCAAGAAACGCAACAUGCAAUGGGAAACUAUGACAUACAUGUCAAGUUCGUUGGCAUUAAUGUUCCACAUCAAGAGGUCUUUUUCGAGGGAGACCCUUAUUACCCAUAA
Lactuca virosa is the source of this 2778-nucleotide messenger RNA. Lineage: Eukaryota; Viridiplantae; Streptophyta; Magnoliopsida; Asterales; Asteraceae. The record is from the annotation of a GenBank genome assembly.